AAAUGCAGUGGUACAGCCGACAAAGGGUAGUCCUCAAGCUUUGCGUUGGAUGGGGGACUGACAAAAGGACUCGGUGUUUGCGGGCCCUUGCGAGCAUGGUAAUGAACUUUGUGAAUUCACAAGAGGCAGGAAUUUCUUCACCAGGUGAUCGACUGUUCUCUUCUCAAGGGGAGACGGAGACUUUGGAUCAUAUGCGAUGUUACACAGUCAUUUCGUGACGAGGAAGUUAAUCACCCGUAACGACUUGGGUGUGAUUAAAGGGACCGAACUGUGAAGAUAACAUCCGCCUAUUUACGCCUACUUUAUUCCAGUUCAAACACAGUCAGUCACCUUCAUUUUCAAGGUUAGCCAAGAACAUGUGUGGCAGAGCGCAGAGCCGUGGAAGAGAGAGGGACAGGUAACACAAUGGAAGAUAACGUAACCAAGAAACGGUACGGCGAAACCGGCUUGUCCCGCGCAGAUUGUGUGUAGUUCUAAGCAAGGACAGUUAGAAAAGGACAGGCGUGCAUUGAAGUUCCCACGAAUCCUAGUGCCGUGCAAUUUUACGCUUUAAAUCAGUGUGGUAACGUUAUGUACCUCCUGCUUUAACAUUUGAAAACUCUGCAUUUUGCCCACAGAGUGCAUAAGCUGAGCAUGCGACCCCGUCUUAUUCGGGUUCAUGGUUCGUACCUUGUUGGAGUGGGGACCGUAAUUAUUCUAGUGUUCUAUCUCACCUCACCCGCUCGUGAUUCGCAGGAGAACGAGACUGCGCAGGACGCAGUGCACGAAGACGUGACCAGUGCCGGUGAAAGCGAGCCCGAUCUUAACAGAUACAUCAGAGAAGCUGAAGCAGACAACAGUCAACGGCUGCAGAGGGUCCAGCAGGUGUGUCACCGCUACAAUUUGGGGCUGUACAAGCAUUCGGCAGACCCACCUAAAUUCAAGCACCCGCCCACCCCACAAUACAGUGUCUUCUAUAUAGAUAGGGAACACAAACUGACUUGGUGUCCGAUCUAUAAAGCCGCCUCUUCCACAUGGAUGUACAACUUGUGCUUGCUGGCGGGAUACACGGAGGAGUACCUUGCCGAGAAUCAUAAGCAGACGAACCAACUGGCGAGAGAAGCCUUCCCGGAGCUAGACCGCACGGACGCUGAAGAGGCAUUCCUCAGCACUCUGAAACUAUUGGUGGUCCGGCAUCCAUUUGAACGGCUGUUGUCAGCAUACCGAGACAAGCUGGAGAACAUGAGAAUUGGGUCUGAGCAUGGAACAGCCCAUUUCUACCUCAAAUAUGGCAGUCGUAUUGUAGCCAAGUAUAGGCCAGGAGGCAACAAGACACAUUCACGGUCACUUUUGAAACCCUGGCAGUACUUGCGGGACCCUCAAUUGCCUGAGCCCACGGGCUUUGAACCCACAUUCAAAGAGUUUGUUAGGCACCUGAUUGAUGUGGAUGUUGUGUACUCAGAUGACCACUGGAUUCCCUUCUACUUGUUCUGCACACCUUGUCUACUUAAGUAUGACAUAAUUGCCAAAGUGGAGACAAUGCUGAGAGAUCAGGUGUAUGUGAUAAGGGCUGCUGGACUUCAGGGCCUGAUACGACCCCGAUGGAGGCACAGAACUUACCACGAUGAGGGCAAGCACACAUCAAUGAGAUACUUUUCACAGUUAACAAAACAAGACGUGAAGAGACUGUAUGAAAAAUACAAAUUAGAUUUUGAAUUAUUUGAUUACAAAGUUGAUGAUUAUUUACAGUAUGCUACAGGAAAGUGACAGAAUUAUAUUUGUAUUGGUUUAUGAGUAUCUGUGAGGAACGAGGACCCUCUACUAAAAAAAAACGAAGGAACUGUUGAAGUUAAACAGGAACCAGCUAUGAUGGGUGGCAGG
This is a messenger RNA of Cryptotermes secundus, 1860 nucleotides long. Its product is annotated as carbohydrate sulfotransferase 11. The coding region runs from base 634 to 1746 and encodes 370 amino acids. Lineage: Eukaryota; Metazoa; Arthropoda; Insecta; Blattodea; Kalotermitidae. Gene Ontology annotation, biological process: carbohydrate biosynthetic process. Gene Ontology annotation, molecular function: sulfotransferase activity. The transcript has 6 exons. Gene Ontology annotation, cellular component: membrane. The record is from RefSeq and is a predicted model, not a curated record.